AUUUUUUUUUUGGCCAGCAGCGCAGAAAAAGCAGCUGAAAGCUGGAAAAGACAGCAUAAAUCGCCGUGUCGAUUCGAGACGAUUGAAACGCCGCGCGCCCGCCUUUUGCAGUGGACUGUCAACCGUUUGCCGUUUUUCAUUUUUGGCCAUCGAGCACGGAAUAUGAGUGAUACGCGUGAGCAGAUUCUGGAGCAAAUCAAAGUGCAAGGCGAUCUCGUCCGUCAAUUGAAAGCAGCGAAGGAGUCGAAGGAGAAGGUCAGUUUUUGGUCGUACUUCCAGUUGGAAACCGACUCCCUCCCUCCACCCAGCACUACCACUUCCACCAUCCAACCCCCCCACCCGUCAGCAACGCGUCCGCCUUCCAGUGUCAUCCCCCUUUGUGUGUGUACAAUGGAAUAAGUGCAAUUGUUGCCGUAAUUCCCGGCCCUGCUUUCGUCAUCAAAUUCGAAAUCCCACUCGCAUACAUAUUUCAUCAGAUCGUCAUGCAGUUGAGAAUAAGGGAAAUAACAAAAAACACACACAUGCUGCGCUGGCAUUUGGAGUUGUUCGAAAUCUUCGUUUUUGCAGUGUAAUAAUUAGAUGAAUGUAACAUCGGAAGAGCGGUGCAAAGGAAAAACGGCAAAUUAAAGGAGCGCGCAGACUUUCACAUUUACAUUCGCAUUCGCACAUUCGUGCCACUCUGUUGUUAUUGUUGUCUCGCUCUGGCCAACGGCAAAUGCACUGCUUCUGUGUGCGUGUGUGUUAGUGUUGUGCACAGUGAUGCCAAACUAUUGUCCCGACUAUUUGGCUGGAAAGUAGCUUAAAUUAGCAGUGCUGUCCGAAGCUGUGACUAAUAGAAGCAAUUGUUUAUAUUAAUCUCUUGCUGAUGUUUGAAAAGUUGCAAAAGAAAGUUGUUGCAAGUGAAAAACGACAAAAAAUUAGUAACUUAAAAAAAAAAAGAAAAAAAUAACAUGUUGCGUUCAAUUGGCCGCCAGUGGCGCUGUAGUGCUGCGUUUCAGUGUGCAACGUUCCAGACGGCGCCCUCUGGCGGCGGACGCGUCAGCUCGUCCGGCGUUCCAGCCCAACGACAACAACAACAACAGCCACAAAAACAACAACAAGCACAAGUACAACAACAACAACAUGAGCAACUGCAUCAGAUCGAUGAGGAGGUCGCCCGCCUACUGGCCCUAAAGGCCACUCUUGGCGGAGAUGCCGCCCCCACCAAUCAGAAGUUCACGCUAAAGACGCCCAAAGGCACACGGGACUAUGGUCCUCAGCAGAUGACCCUGCGCCAGGGCGUCCUGGACAAGAUCGUCCAGGUGUUCAAGCGCCACGGCGGCGAAGCCAUCGAUACGCCCGUGUUCGAGCUGAAGGAAGUGCUGACGGGCAAGUACGGCGAGGACUCAAAGCUGAUCUACGACUUGAAGGAUCAGGGCGGUGAGAUCCUAUCGAUGAGGUAUGACUUGACCGUGCCGCUGGCUCGUUACCUGGCGAUGAACAAGAUCUCGAGCAUCAAGCGCUACCACAUCGCCAAGGUCUAUCGACGCGACAAUCCGGCAAUGACCAAGGGUCGCUAUCGGGAGUUCUACCAAUGUGACUUCGACAUCGCCGGCACCUACGAUCCCAUGCUGCCGGAUGCCGAGUGCGUCAAGAUUGUGUCGGAGAUACUGGACACGCUGGACAUUGGAGACUAUGUGAUAAAGCUAAAUCACCGCCAGCUUUUGGACGGCAUGUUCCAGGCGUGCGGAGUGCCGGCGGAUAGCUUCCGCACCAUCUGCUCAGCGGUGGAUAAGUUGGAUAAGUCGCCCUGGGCGGAUGUGCGCAAGGAGAUGGUGGAUGAGAAGGGUCUGGACGAGGCAGCAGCGGAUCGAAUUGGCGAGUACGUGCGACUGAGCGGCGGUGCCGAGCUGGUGGAACAACUGCUGGCCAACGAGAAGCUCAAGGCUGUGCCAAAUGCCGUAAAGGGUCUGGAGGGCAUGAAGCAGCUCCUUAAGUACUGUUCCAUAUUCGGUCUGGAUAAGCGAGUUAGCUUCGAUUUGAGUCUGGCCCGUGGCCUGGACUACUACACCGGUGUUAUCUACGAAGGUGUGCUCAAGGGAGAGUCCGCCACCGUGGCAUCUCCGGCGAAGACAUCACAGCAGAACGGAGAGCAGGCGAACGAGCCGGCCACCGUGGGAUCCGUGGCUGGAGGCGGUCGCUACGACAACCUGGUGGGCAUGUUCGAUCCGCGCGGCAAGGCUGUGCCCUGCGUGGGCGUGUCUAUUGGCGUGGAGCGCAUUUUCUCGGUUCUGGAGGCGCGGGCGGCUGCAAGCGGUCUGAAGUUGCGAACCAGCGACGUGGAGGUUUACGUGGCCUCCGCCCACAAGGGUCUCCACGAGCAGCGUCUGAAGGUUCUGAACCUGCUGUGGGAUGCGGGCGUGAAGGCGGAGCACUCUUACAAGCUGAACCCUAAGCUGUUAGUACAGCUGCAGCACUGCGAGGAGCACCAGAUUCCUCUGGUGGUUGUCCUCGGCGACGCAGAGCUGGCGCAGGGAUUGGUCAAACUGCGUGAGGUGACCACGCGCGAGGAGACCAACGUAAAGCUUGAGGAUCUGGCCGCCGAGAUCCGGCGACGGCAGCAAGCCUCCGCCUAGGCUCUUUUCACGACACUGAUAUUAGCGACACUUAAACGCUCCCGCUCCUAAUUUAUGAACCAUCCAGCAUCGAAGUAUAUGAAUUUUUUUUUCCUAUUUGUACGUUUUGUAUUCUUGGUGUCCUGGCCGGAGGCGCCGCGUGCUACUAUGCUUAGGUCUACAGUGUAACCAUAGGAAUAAGUGCGGACAACUUAUACCAAAAUGAACACUAAAAAGAAACAAAUAAACGCAGAAGCGACUCGCAUUU
Molecule: messenger RNA, 2862 nt
Organism: Drosophila melanogaster (fruit fly)
Lineage: Eukaryota; Metazoa; Arthropoda; Insecta; Diptera; Drosophilidae
Gene: HisRS
Product: Histidyl-tRNA synthetase
Exons: 6
Coding region: 951-2615 (554 amino acids)
Biological process (GO): tRNA aminoacylation for protein translation; histidyl-tRNA aminoacylation
Cellular component (GO): cytoplasm
Molecular function (GO): ATP binding; aminoacyl-tRNA ligase activity; histidine-tRNA ligase activity
Source: RefSeq, marked reviewed